GUAUUUUGACGCCCGAACCAGCCGUAACCGUACAAUCGAACAGGUUCCGCCGCCGCGACGUGCAUUUGUUGAUAAAUGUGAAAAAGAAAAAAAUAUGUACAAAUUUUUGAUAAACACUGUGAUCAUUCAUUUACUUACUUAUACUAAAACGGAACAGUAUUUUGUGUUGUUUUCUUGAAUACAUACAUACAUAUGUACAUCCGCAAUACCAACUCUUGAAACUGGAAGAAAACAGAUGCUCUAGCAACGUAUUGUACAGAUGACGUGUGGAAUGUGCGUUGUCGUAUACAUAUGUACAUACCUACAUAUACAUACUAUACUAUAUGUGUGAAUUUACAUACUAAGAAUUGAACAAAUUGAUGUCAUUCUAAAAUGAGGCUCACUGUGUACAUUGCGAAAGGAUAGACGAACCACAUCGGCGAUAUUACCAUUACCAACAGCAUAGUAUUAUUAUCAUACACAGAAACUUGAUGGCCAUGUUGAAGAAACAUGAUAAUAGAGAGUAAACCAAAUUUUCCGGCCAAUUAUCGAAAAGCACCGAAAAGGUGUAAUCUGUAUAAAUGCGGUUGCGUUACAAGGGGUACAAAAAAUGGCUUGGCCUGUAGACAGAUACACUUGUAUCGCGAUAGGCCGACCUGUUCUAGAUGGAUUCUUUGCCACUGUUAUUUCAGUCGUACCACAAAUAUAAUAGGUGCCAAACGGCCGGCAGAUACUUUGAUAUCAGCGUCGAGUACAAAUCAGAUUGAAUCCAAGCUUGCUAUAGUGCAUACUCUUGCCACUACAUUUCUAAAGUAUUCGUUGUACAAUUUAACACAGGUAUGCUUAGUCAUUAUAUUCCUAUUGCCAUUCCUGAUCCUGCAAGCCAAUGGUCAAGCUAUUUUUGGCCCAAUGUCAAAUUCAAAUGCUUACGUUAACGACAAUGCCCAUACGCUGCAAGCUAGCGUGGAAAUUGGCUAUAACUACACGAGUAUGCAAUUACAAAGUUCAAACGGUGGAACCCAGAGCCGUCUAAACAAUCAACAACUACAAUCAACUGAAACUCAAACCAAAAGUAACAACAUUAAAAGAAACAUAAAUGAUAUCUCCGCUCAACAAAAUAGUUUAAAAAGUAGUAGAGGAGGAGGAGGUGAGGGAGAGUCGCCGUUUAAUACAAGUUCAAAUAUAUAUAGUCUGAUUAUUCUAAGCCACCCUGAGACCCAGUCGACCAACUCAAAUAUUUCAGCAAUGGAAGUUGAGAAUAAGUUGAAGAAUAACAGUAUUCCAAUUCCAAUUGAGAAUAUCCGUAAAAGAUACAAAAGAAAUGCCGGCCAGGAAGCCAAGAGCCACAAUAAUACAAAAAAUUAUAACAACAAGUCGCCGAACGGUAACCGGAUUGAUGAAUCAAAACUUAAGCGACUGGUAAUGAAUGGUCUUGGAUUGAAGAAGCUACCAGAUAUGAGAAAGGUGAACAUAAGCCAAGUAGAAUACUCAAGAAAAUACGUUGAAUACUUAGACCGCCUUAGAACCAAUCAUGGAAGAGGGGUCAGCUAUUUAAGUGACGACUCUGGAGCGUCGUUCCCUCUCACGGAUUUACACAUAUUAAGCAUUGUAACUAAUAGUUUUAACGACAUAAGUCAGAAACGAUGGCGUCAUAAGCGAUCUGUCAAAAACCUGGGCGGAUUAAGACAAACAAAGAGAAGAAAAUCGAAUGAGAACAUCCAAUUUAACCCAAGUGAUAAGACCAAUAUUCUAUUGCACUUUCCGCUGACAAACGUAAAUGAUGCCAACUUUCACCACGAUAAAAUUGAUGAGGCUAAUAUAAGGCUAAUGCUACUCUAUAGUUCAGCCCUUGCGACCAAUCGACAAUGGCAGGCAACCGCAACUGGCAAAAGAAAAUUCAAUCGGAAUUUCGGUAAUGAUAAUUCGAUGAAGAACAAGAACAACAAGAAUUGUAAUGCCAGCGAUGACGAUGGAGAUGGCGAUGUCAUUGACAUUAACGCUGAGCAGCGUAACGAAUCGAAGAGGCGAGGGCGGGUCCAUAGCCGCAAAUUGAAUCUCAAAGUAUAUCAGCUUCUUUCUUCAAAUAGACGAAGGCUGCUUGCGUCCCGGAAAAUAGAGUUCGAAAAUAUGCAUUACGAAGAAACCCGCACCCAGUGGCUGGAAUUUGAUGUGACCAAAGCUGUUCGCGGUUGGUUAAACAAAAGUCAUGAAAAUUUGGGUAUAGAGAUUCAAUGCGAUAGAUGUAGGAGUAUAGGAGCGCGCAUAUUAAGCGAUGUCAGCCCGUCCGCUCCAUUAAUGACAGCAUCUGCCAAGUCAGCAUCCGCGGACAGUGACCGGUUUCAUCUUAUGCCAGUCCUAAAUAUCAUCGGUCACGGGGAUAUGCAAAGCCAUCGUGAAGGUGACGUCGGAGUCGGAGUGCAACACUUAGUGCUGACUAAUAAUAGAAGCGACAAUUAUUUUCAUCAUCGUUCGGACCAAGAUAUGGGCUGGCGUAGGGAAAAGUGGAAUAAUAGUUGCUACAAAGUGCACCAGCGAUGCUGUAGACAUCAGUUGGAUGUGGUCUUCAAGGAAAUUAAGGGCUUUGAGUUCAUAUUACAACCCAAAAUGUUUGAUGCAGGCUAUUGCCAUGGCCGCUGUCCACCCCGCCACAACCCUGCCCAUCAUCAUGCCCUCUUGCAAAGUCUUAUAUGGCAACAAGAUAGCAGUCGAGCGCCUCGUCCAUGCUGUGCCCCUUCAAAGCUCGAAGUCCUAGAAAUAUUGCAUGUGGACGAAGAGCACACCGAUAAGCUAAAGAUUUCAACGUGGAGUGACAUGCAAGUUCUGGAAUGUGCCUGUUCAUAAAUCAAUUAAAAUCUAUGCAGACGAGACGUAAAUUGUCUAUUUUUGUUUUUGUUUUUGGUAGCUUAUAUGUUUUUUACCAAAACUUUUCGCAGCAUUCAAAUCCAUUAAAAAACAAACCAUUUAUGGUAAAAGC
Drosophila obscura is the source of this 2953-nucleotide messenger RNA. RefSeq lists its product as uncharacterized. Gene Ontology annotation, molecular function: cytokine activity; growth factor activity. The transcript has 2 exons. Gene Ontology annotation, cellular component: extracellular region. Gene Ontology annotation, biological process: SMAD protein signal transduction; BMP signaling pathway. Bases 490 to 2820 code for a protein of 776 amino acids. The record is from RefSeq and is a predicted model, not a curated record. Lineage: Eukaryota; Metazoa; Arthropoda; Insecta; Diptera; Drosophilidae.